This is a messenger RNA of Meriones unguiculatus (Mongolian gerbil), 1984 nucleotides long. RefSeq names its product mitogen-activated protein kinase 15 (gene Mapk15). Gene Ontology annotation, biological process: protein phosphorylation; intracellular signal transduction. The transcript is spliced from 13 exons. The coding region runs from base 43 to 1926 and encodes 627 amino acids. Lineage: Eukaryota; Metazoa; Chordata; Mammalia; Rodentia; Muridae. Gene Ontology annotation, cellular component: cytoplasm; nucleus. The record is from RefSeq and is a predicted model, not a curated record. Gene Ontology annotation, molecular function: MAP kinase activity; ATP binding.
GAGUCGGUCGACCCCAGGAGCCGGCGGCGCCUGCCUCUCGCCAUGUGUGCUGCCGAGGUGGAUCAUAACAUAGCCCAGAGAUACCUGCUCAAACGGAGGCUUGGGAAGGGGGCCUAUGGCAUUGUGUGGAAGGCAGUGGAUCGGAGGACUGGUGAGGUAGUAGCCAUCAAGAAAAUCUUUGAUGCCUUUAGGGACCAGACAGAUGCUCAGAGGACCUUCCGUGAAGUCAUGCUUCUCCAGGAGUUUGGGGACCAUCCCAACAUCAUCCGCCUGCUUGAUGUGAUCCCAGCAGAGAAUGACAGAGAUAUUUACCUGGUGUUUGAGUCCAUGGACACCGACCUGAACGCGGUCAUCCGAAAGGGCAGGCUGCUGGAGGACAUCCACAAGCGGUGCAUCUUUUCCCAGCUCCUGAGAGCCACCAAGUUUAUCCACUCAGGGAGUGUCAUCCACCGGGACCAGAAGCCAGCCAACGUUCUACUGGAUGCUGCCUGCCGGGUGAAACUCUGUGACUUUGGCCUGGCUCGGCCCCUUAGCGACCUCCCCGAGGGCCCCGAGGGCCAAGCCCUGACAGAGUAUGUGGCCACACGCUGGUACCGAGCUCCAGAGGUGCUGCUGUCCUGCCGAUGGUAUACCCCUGGAGUGGACAUGUGGAGCCUGGGCUGCAUACUGGGAGAGAUGCUUCGAGGGGAACCACUCUUUCCUGGCACGUCCACUUUCCACCAGCUGGAGCUGAUCCUGGAGACCAUUCCAUUGCCCUCCAUGGAGGAACUCCAGGCCCUCGGCUCAGAAUACAGUGCUUUGAUUCUGCAGAAUCUCGGGUCCAGGCCACGGCAGACGCUGGACGCCCUACUGCCGCCAGACACCCCCCCAGAAGCCCUGGACCUCUUGAAGCAACUCUUGGCGUUUGCUCCGGGCAAGCGGCUUAGUGCAGAGCAGGCGCUGCAGCAUCCCUACGUGCAGAGAUUCCACUGCCCCGACCGCGAGUGGACACGGGGAUCCGAAGUGCGGCUCCCGGUGCACGAAGGAGACCAGCUCUCUGCACUAGAUUAUCGGAACCGCCUGUACCAGAUGAUCCUGGAGCGGAGAGGGAUCUGCCGCAGCCCUCCGGAGGAAGGCCUAGGGGGUGCAGCCUCGCGGGCGGAGCGCAGGGCUUCCCCUGCCCGGGCCCAAGCGCUGAAGCUCGGAAUCCUCCCCCAGAUCCCCAAGGAGACGCCUGCGCGGAAACACAGACUCAGACCUCAGAGUAUCCCCGGUCAUAACCCUGAGCACGUGGAAGUUCCCAAGCAGGACUCAGACCCCCUGCUCCAACUUCCGCCGCCAGGCAGGGGGGAAAGGCCCCCAGGGGCCACUGCGGAGCCACCCUUGGCACCCUCAAGGGUGAAGCCAAACCUUAAGAUGGUGGUGCCCUCCCUGACUUCACAGGCCGCGGCUCAGGCGGCCAAUCAGGUUCUGAUCCGCAGUGAUCCGGCCCGGGGCGGUGGGCCGCGGGCUGUCGGCGCGCGAUGGGUGAGCCCAGCCCUGGCCCUUCCUAGCUCCCUCCAUUGUGGUUCGUACCCCCCAGAACCUUUCUCCACUUCUCUCCCUCCUGAACAAGACCCUCGCCUGCGUGCAGGUCCCUUCCCGCCUGCCCCGGGAGGCCCCGGAACCCCGACCCGGCCGAAGGAUGUUUGGCACCUCGGCCUCGCAGGGGGCCCAGGGCGCAGCCAAAGCUGCGCUUGGCGGCUACUCCCAGGCCUACGGGACCGUGUGCCGCUCGGCGCUGAGCCGCCUGCCCCUGCUCCCCGGACCGCGUGCGUGAGCCACCCAACCGCCUCCUUGCGACAGCCUGGCGCCCUUCCCCAGCCCCCAGUGCAUCUCCCUCCUUUGCCUCUCUGCAUUCGAGUUCUGGGAGGGAUCUUUGAGCCUCUCUCCCCUAAGGGGGAGUAGACGGAGGUUUCCACUCCACCCUCAACAAUUCCUUCCAAUAAAGUAUUUUUCCAGCCCA